Molecule: messenger RNA, 1008 nt
Organism: Arctia plantaginis
Lineage: Eukaryota; Metazoa; Arthropoda; Insecta; Lepidoptera; Erebidae
Source: the annotation of a GenBank genome assembly
AUGAAAUCUAAACUUCGCGGUAGAGAAUUAACAUAUGGAAUUCCUGGUGUAGUUGGAUGCAUAGAUGGAGGUCAUUUUAUAAUAGUUGUCCCUCCAAAAGAAGAAGAACAUUUAUAUUACAGCACUAUACUGGUUUUAGAUAGAAAGUUCAACAUGUUUCAUAGGUUCAUCAAUUCAAUCUGCACUAGGAAAGAAAUUAAGAAGGAUAAAAGAAUCAAUGAACUGACAGAGAUCAUACAAAAGAGGAUGGCGAUGGAGAAAGCUAAUCAGCCAGGUCAGAACUCGCUUUACCCCAACUUAGAUGAUCCAUCUCCACCUGGGAGAAGGAAACUCUCUGGUCAGAUAUCUCCAGCCAUAUCUCUGAUAGGGCUUGCAAUUGCUAAUUCACUAGGUUCAGCCAAAGCAUGUGAUGAUUUAAUGUUUCUAAAUUCCAAUGGCCUAAUGUUUAGGGAUAAUACCCUUAGUGAGUCAUCAAAUGGAAUGUCAAUAUUCCAUGUCAGAUCUAGUUUAUGCCUGAAAUUUCAGAAUGGCUCCACUGAGUCCAUAACUCUGAAUAAACUCACUAGAAUUGAUAGGUAUGAGGCAAUUUACAAGGCUUGUGAUUUCAAGAUUGAAUCAAAGAGCACUUUUAGUUGUCUGGGGUCUGGAUACUGCUGGGAUGAGGGAUCAGGUAAUGCCAAUUCCAGAUUGCAGGCUGUUGGCCCUGAUGCUUGUAAUGUACCAAAUGGUCAACAUGGGUGUAUCAUAUCUCCCAAUUUGUCUUCUAGUGGUUGCACACAUGAGCAAAUAUGUAUAUGGUACUACUGGAAGAGGAUUCCUACCAUCAAUAAAUGUGACCCCAUCUAUGAACUCUCAUCUAGUACCAUAAUAGGUCAUAUGGACUACACAGACCCCAAAGGUAACAUCAUUCCAUUUAGUUUAUCAGAGUCCAAUCCUAUGACCCAUGGCCAUAAUGGCCCAUGUGGUGACAUUCCAGACUCAUCAGAAAUUGCCUCCAAAGAAGAUUAG